Ilex paraguariensis (yerba mate) is the source of this 786-nucleotide messenger RNA. The record is from the annotation of a GenBank genome assembly. Lineage: Eukaryota; Viridiplantae; Streptophyta; Magnoliopsida; Aquifoliales; Aquifoliaceae.
AUGGCUAAGAAAAAAGGAAAGCAGAUCCUAAUUGCAGAUUCGAAGGGAACGCAUAAUCUUAUUAUAGGCAACGUAUUUAAGGAAAGACAAGGUAGUGGGGAAGCACAAUUGCAGUCAAGACAUGUACAUUUUCAUAAACAAAUCAAGGGAGGCUGGAAGCAACAGCAGAAGCUGAAGAAGGAUAAUAACCCAGGUAAGGAAACAGUAGCUGUAUUCGGGAAAGAAGCAGAGCCAGUCUUGGAAAGAGGGAAUAUUGAAAAGGAAAAUUCAAUUUUGAUCCUGGAAAAUGGGGAGCGUUCUGAGCAAAAUGGCUGUGAUUUGCCCAAGGCCUCUACAGACGAUCAGGCCCAACAGAAAGGUGAUGUUCCGGCACCGAUAAUUUUAGAUGACCCAUCGCUUGUCAAUAAGUAUGCAGAACUGGAUCCUCUUCUCUCUUUAAUUGUAGAUUUACCAUUCCCAAGCAAACCUGUGCAGCAUCCCACCUUGAGAGAGAUGCCUAAUUGUCAACAUCCCUCUUUGGCUUCUACGUUUUUGGUGGAACACCAAUACGCCUGUCAAGAGGGUACAUUGAUUGUUAUGAAUGAUGAAUGUGGACUGCAUCGUACAACGGAACCACCAGAUAGGGGAUUUUAUUCAGAAGAUGAGCUUACUAGUAGGGGUGAUGAAAGAGUGGUUAGUGAUACUCAAGAAUUGGAAUCAAAUGCAGAGCAAAGACAAGAGCUUUUUAGAGUAGAUAUGGUUACUAGAUCAAGGUCUAGCAAGAUUUCCCAAUCUAAAAUUUUUUAA